GUUUCACUGCUUCCCCUCUUGCUUUCUCCUGCUCAGUUGCUGAUAUGAUUCAGGUCGUGUGGCUGUUUGGUGGUUUGUCCUCAUUCGUCAGUGCGGAUGCCUGCUAACAUCUGCUUCAGCAGUGAGCUUUGUGGAGUCUGUGGCUUGAGCAGCUCCAGGUGGCAUCACGAAAUCUGCAUGUUGCUGAACGCUGAAUUGCAUCUUCCCAAAACUCAUAUGCUGAAGUCCCCAUGUGUCCGGAAUUGGUGGGUUCUUGGUCUUGCUGACUUCAAGAACGAAGCCGCGGACCCUCGCGGAAGCAACUGCAAGAUAUUAUCUAAGAAAAUAAGAGGAAGAAAACAAGAAAGAGGAAGACAUUGGAUCCAAGAAAUAGGGAAUCUAUCACCUUACAGAUGAAAAGGGAAUCUACCUGAUCUUUGUGAAGGUGAUUUGAGCAUAGCAGCUCUGCAGGAAACCUGGAGAGCAACAAGCUGAGAUUAAUACAGGACACAGGGCUCCAGUAAGGAUUUCACCAAGGAAAUUACAAGUCAUUUGUUGUAGAGUAUUUUAUGAAUCUGA
This is a messenger RNA of Piliocolobus tephrosceles (Ugandan red Colobus), 558 nucleotides long. RefSeq lists its product as uncharacterized. The transcript is spliced from 4 exons. Bases 97 to 396 code for a protein of 99 amino acids. NCBI's taxonomy places the organism in Eukaryota, Metazoa, Chordata, Mammalia, Primates, Cercopithecidae. The record is from RefSeq and is a predicted model, not a curated record.